CGCCCGUCGCGCCCGUGACGUCACCGCGUGGCGCCGUUCCGCGGCGGUUGGCGCGAAGGCGGGAGCUAUGGAGCAGGACGCGUCCCGCUAGCGAGAGCGGCGCUGCACCAUGGAUAUCCGGAAGUUCUUUGGCGUUGUACCUUCUGGAAAGCGACAAGUGUGUGAGACUGUGACAAAGAGUGAAAAAAUUAAAAAUGGUGAAGGACCCUCAAGUGGGAAGAAAAAGGAAACUAAAGUGAAUAAUUCACCCAGUGAAGAUGAUUCCAAAGUAAAGCGGACAAACAAGAAAAGAAGAAUAAUCUACGAUUCAGAUUCAGAAGAGGAGGUGCAGCCAGUGAAAAAAUCCAAGAAGCCAUCUGAGAAAAAAGCAGCUACUUCAAAGCUUGGUAAAGUUCUGAAGCAGGAUCCUGUUGUUUAUAUUUCAGAGACAGAUGAAGAAGAUGACUUUGUCGAUAAAGGAAUUUCUCUGAAACCGAAGGAGAAUGGGACGUCAGCCUUUGGUUGUCCAGGAAUAAUUACAGUGAAAAAAGACGAUGUAAAACCACGAGCUAAGAGCAAACAAAAAAUAUCUCCAGUGAAACAGACUCCCACCUCAGCGCUUGAUUUCUUUGGGACAAGUAGUGUUCAGCGAUCAGAAAAGAAACUGGUAGCAAGUAAAAGGAAAGAACCUUCACAAUGCAGAGAUGACACAGUAGAUGAUGAGGCAAUUGCUAGACAACUGCAGAUUGAAGAAGAUUCAGAGCUGGAGAGACAGCUGCAUGAAGAUGAGGAAUUUGCUAAAACUUUGGCCAUGCUGGAUGAAACACCACAGAAGAAAAAGGUUCGGAAAGAUUCAGGAGGAGAGCAGACAGUGUUGAGCCUCAAGAGCAGUCCUAAUGAGACAGAAAGAUAUAAGCAGAUGGAAAGAGCAACAAACUCAACAGGUGAAGCAAAGAGUAACACUGCAAAGCAGCAAACUAAAUCCGAACACUCAAAAGGGUCUCGUUUAUCACCAAAGUCAUCUGAUGAUAAAACAGCAAGAGAGCUGAUAGAUAAAACGUUGCCUUUGAAACCUAGCUCUAAGCUUGUCUCUCCGAAACAAAAAGAAGAGAUUGCUGAAAAGGAAAGAGGUGCUCAAAGUUUGGUAUCAAAACAAAAAAAUGCUUCAGGGAAAGAAGAGAAGUCAACACCAAAGAAAGAGAAAAUUUCUCCGAAGAAGUCUGAGUCUGUAAGUCCUGAGGACUCUGAGAAGAAGCGAACCAAUUAUCAAGCCUACCGAAGCUUCCUUAAUCGCGAGGGACCGAAAGCGCUGGGUUCCAAAGAGAUACCUCAGGGAGCUGAAAACUGCUUGGAAGGCCUGACAUUCGUAAUUACAGGUGUUCUGGAGUGUAUUGAAAGAGAUGAGGCCAAGUCUCUGAUUGAACGUUAUGGAGGAAAAGUAACUGGCAACGUCAGCAAGAAGACAAACUACCUGGUCAUGGGGCGAGACUGUGGCCAGUCUAAGUGUGAAAAGGCAUCAGCUUUAGGGACGAAAGUUAUUGAUGAAGAUGGCCUGUUUGAUCUUAUUCGAACAAUGCCGGGCAAAAGGUCCAAAUAUGAGCUGGCGGCUGAAAUGGAGGCAAAGAAGGCAGAGCCCAGACCUAAAAGGACACCACAGAAAGCUGAAGCUGGAAAAAGGAAUUUUAGCCCCUUCAAAAGGAAUGCUGAUAAUAAAAAAAAUAAGUCUACUCCUGAAAAAGAAGAUGCUGUCAAAUCUGUUAAGAAAGAAACCUCUGCUGUUCGAAAACUCAUGGACUUCAAACACCAAACUGUAGAGAAGAAAGAAGCAUCAAAACCUAAGGGGAACUUGGUUUCUGAGAUAAAUGAAGAUGCAACAGAGAAAUUGUUAUGGGUAGAUAAAUAUAAGCCUGUAUCUCUUAAGACAAUAAUUGGACAGCAGGGUGAGCAAAGCUGUGCCAAUAAACUGCUCCGAUGGCUCCGAAAUUGGCACAAGAAUACGUUGGAAGAUGGACCAGCAAAGACCAAUAAAACUGGAGGCAAAGAUGAUGGUACUGGUUUUAAAGCAGCAUUACUUUCUGGUCCACCUGGAGUUGGUAAAACUACUACAGCUUCUUUGGUUUGUAAGGAGCUGGGAUAUAGCUACGUGGAGCUGAACGCCAGUGACACCCGCAGUAAGAACAGUCUAAAGGAAGUAGUUGCCGAAUCACUUAACAACACAAGCAUUGCAGACUUCUGUUCUGGCACAUCUUCAUCAGUUAGCGGGAAACAUGUAUUGAUCAUGGAUGAAGUGGAUGGUAUGGCAGGCAAUGAAGACAGAGGAGGGAUUCAGGAAUUGAUUGGUUUGAUACGACACACAAAGAUACCUAUCAUCUGUAUGUGUAAUGAUCGAAACCAUCCUAAAAUUCGUUCCUUGGUCCACUAUUGUUUUGAUCUUCGUUUUCAGAGACCUCGUCUAGAACAGAUUAAGGGUGCCAUGAUGUCUAUUGCAUUUAAAGAAGGUUUAAAAAUUCCACCACCUGCCAUGCAAGAGAUAAUCCUGGCAGCAAAUCAGGACAUCAGACAGGUUUUACAUAAUCUUAAUAUGUGGUGUGCAAAAGAUAAAUCAUUGACUUACGAUGAGGCUAAAACGGAUGCUAGCAGAGCCAAGAAGGAUAUCAAACUGGGCCCUUUUGAUGUUGUCCGGAAGGUUUUUGCAACUGGAGAGGAGGCUUCUCGUAUGUCUCUUAUAGACAAAUCGGAUCUUUUCUUCCAUGAUUAUUCUCUAGCACCUCUGUUUGUCCAAGAGAACUAUGUACAUGUGAAACCAGCCGCUGCUGGAGGAAAUCUGAAAAAGCACUUGGUACUUCUGAGUCGCGCAGCUGAUAGUAUAUGUGAUGGUGAUAUAGUGGACAAACAGAUUCGUAGCAAGCAAAACUGGAACCUUCUUCCAACACAGGCAAUUUAUGCAAGUGUUCUCCCCGGGGAGCUGAUGAGAGGUCACAUGUCUCAGUUUCCUGUCUUUCCCAGCUGGCUGGGGAAAUUUUCAUCCACAGGCAAACAUGAUCGUAUCAUUCAAGAACUGGCAAUGCAUAUGAGCCUCAGAACCCAGACGUGCAAGAGGACGGUAAACAUGGAGUAUUUGUCGUAUUUGCGGGAUGCACUUGUCCAGCCCUUGAAAGACUUCGGAACAGAUGGUGUACAAGAAGCUAUAACAUUCAUGGACUCUUACUGCUUGAUGAAAGAAGAUGUUGAAAAUAUCAUGGAAAUAAGCAUGUGGGGAGGCAAACCCAGUCCUUUUUCAAAGCUGGAUCCCAAGGUCAAAGCAGCUUUCACACGUGCCUAUAAUAAAGAGGCACACCUGACUCCAUAUUCACUUAAUUCUGUCAAGACAUUUAAACAGCAGUCAGGGUCUAUGGUGGCCCUGGAACCGAGUGAAGACUUGAAUGUGGAAGAGAUCCAGUCUGAUGAGGAUGAGCAGGAUACUGUUGAAAGUGAUGCAAUGAUUAAGCAAAAAAAGGCAAAGUCUUCCAAGCCAACAAAAAGAGAGAAAAAUGAAGAAACAACAAAGAAAGAAGGGAAAAGAAAAGAGAAAACAAGACAAUAAACAGAAUAAAAUCUUGCUCUGGAUGCGGCUUUGCUUUUCUAACUUCUGGCAGGAACAUGAAACGCGUCGAGUGAUGGAGCUGGAAAAGUAGAACCAUUGUCUUCAAAAUGCUCCUCUUAUAGAGGUGAUGGAGCUGCUGUACUUGCUUUUUAAUGUGCUGCGCUAUUACAAGCUCUAACUGCCCUCGUACAACAUCAUGGUAUAGAAGUACAGGGUGUAUGGACACAGAGUGUGAUGCUUCCUUACCUGGCUUUAAUGCUAAGUCUUCCUAGGACUUCACUUUUUUUUUUUUUUAAAGUAAAUUCCCUGCCAUGAUGUGGUAGAACUGUAAAUAGAACAGGAUGCAACAACCCCCAAACCUGAAUCGCGUAUUUGUACAUUAUAGAAAUGAAUCUGUGUAUAAAAUUACAAUAAAACAUUUCACAGAAGUCUUACAGUUUUGGUUAAGCACAGGGACUGUUUGGUCUUUCUCCCUCUCUUUUAUUUCCUUCAUGCACAGCAUGCACUGUUCUGUUCUUACAACUUCCCUUUUGUUCAGUUAGAGGCGCAGAAAAGAGGUGAGGGAUUUAGUUCCAGAAGUUGAAGAGCCUGUGCUUGCAGGAGCUGUUAAUCAAAACUAUAAAGGAAUAUUUAGAGUAAGAAAUGUUUAAUCGAAAUAGUCAUAAAAGCUCAGAACUGAUGUUGAAAAAGAGAAGAAGGGGUUUGGGGUUUUUUUAUUAUUUUUUUUUUUUGCAAGUUAUAACACAGAAUUCCCCUUGGUUUGUCUUUGGUGCUGAUAAAAUGCAAGCUUUGCUUGGUAAGUAUUAUCAAUCAGUUUUAUUACUAUAAUAAAUCAAAGUACAAAAAUUAUCAAAAGCUAAAUAUUUACAGGCUAUCACAAAAUACAAACAACACUUGUUAUUAAAUCCUAGUGGGGAAAAGAUGUGUGAUGCAGCAAUGGAGCUUUCCUCGCUGCUUGCCGGGCAACACAUGCAAUUCUGAAAACAAACAGAGGCAGGCAGUCAUAUUGCAAGAUCCACAGACUGUGACAGCAAAGGACAAGGGUUUCUCUGCUGCCCCACCCCCACAAAUUAAAAAAAAAUAAGGUUAUUGUGGUAGAUAAAAUUUUCUAGUAUCACUUUUACAUUACUUUGACCUAUAAGUUAGAAGUUUUCAUGUAAGGUGUUUGAACUAAUAGAUCUGCCUUCAAAUGUCAAAAUUAGUGAGGAACUUCUAUUCAGUCUCAGUUACCAUUCCUUUAACAGAACUGAAGUCUUGGAGUGUGGUACAGGCGGAGCAGUCUUCUCAGCCUUUGAAAUGGGUACUUCAAGCCAAUGCAAUGUUGCUGUUAUCCUGUGCCAUGUUCUGUUAAACACAGAAGCUAAGGUCAUGUAACCUGCACUUUAGAUCUGCUCUUCCAGUCAGCGUGAAUCUUUCUUCCUGUGCUUAAACACUGGGCAGUAGAUCUGCAGAAGGACUCAAUGAUACUGAGAUCUUCAACCUGUCUGAGCGACUGAAGCACAACUGGUGUUCAGGAAUCAGAACACAUUGAGGAGGAGAACAUGAUCAUGUAGGGAAUCGAGAUUAAAGACUCACAACUGGAAUCGUUAAACAGCUGUGUUACUUGCAAUAGCAAAACCGAGUGGUGGUUGCGUGCCUUAGGUGAUUAGAGCUGAGCCUCUAAUCUAGCACACGCACAGGCUAGAAGUUAAGACUCUUGCAACUGCAUUUCCCAUGGUGGGAGAAACUCCCGAUGUCCGCUAAAAUGAGCCCUAUUAAAUAAAAUCCUCUAGCACAUACCUGAAUUUAUUGGUCCCCAUCUUCUGGUUUGAGGUACUGUGUGCAAUCGUUUAUUUUCUUAAGCUGAUCAAUAUUAAUCCUUUUAGAACACAUUGGACAUAUGUUGUCAGCCUGUAGCAUACUGUUUUAAAAGAAGGGUGAUCAGUCAAAUGAUGAUUCUAACAUUUUUCAAGGGAACAGCUGUGCUUGAGGCAAACCAUACAGCACAGUUCUGACUGUGCUACGUGACACACGGGCCGGAGCAACAGCUGCCUCUGUCCCACAGGCAGCAAAAGUUGGUUGGUUUGGUUUUAAUGUUUCAGAACUCGCCUCACAAUAGGAAUGCUGCUGCUGUUUGCACAGGCAUGAGAAAAACUGGGCAAUUAAACACAUACAAAGGAACUUGGGCAAGAAUGUGAAGUUUCUGCAGCUUCACCAUUCCUGACAUGUGAACAGAGCUAUCCCAUCCGCUUCUCAGACAGAAGAUUACUGGGGACAGGAGACAGCAGCCACCUUAGUCUGUACCUGAUAGUGUGUUUUGCUUGCUUUGCUGGCAGACUGCUGCUGUGCCUCUGUUCCCCCUUAUCAGGUCAUCUUCAUCAGGUACCAAAUUAAAGUUUGCUGCUAAAAUAUUAACAUUGGAAUCUUGCAAGAGAAAAAAAUCUCAACUUACUUCUUGAAUUCUGAAUAGAGGGCAGGAAAGUCACAGUGGGGGCAGACUGUCCAGUCAUCUCGUACCAUAUGCCGACCCUGCAGGCAAAAGCCAUGAGUAAUUAAAUAGCAUGUGCUGUCCUCGUACACCGGACAUUUAGUUUUGUGAAAAGGUCUCAGCAACUGAGUUCUAAAGAGCCUGAGAAAUUAAGAACCCGAAACCAAGCAGUGCUCCUGCAGUUUGGUUACUGUGUGUGUUCUUUAACUAGAAAAGGAGCUCUCCACAAGAUGUGGUGUUUUCAUGAUAAUUUGCAUUCCUCUUAUUUUAAAAAAAAUCUAACAAGGCAUUGCAGCUUUUAAAAUUCUUCUAGUUUGUUGAGUGUAGAAUUUUAUCUGUGGAGCCACAACUAGAGAUGUACAGAAAUCCACUGGGAUUUUUGGUUUUG
Messenger RNA from Cuculus canorus (common cuckoo), 6417 nucleotides. It is a transcript of the gene RFC1, whose product is annotated as replication factor C subunit 1. The record is from RefSeq and is a predicted model, not a curated record. The transcript has 25 exons. Gene Ontology annotation, biological process: DNA replication; DNA repair. The coding region runs from base 110 to 3562 and encodes 1150 amino acids. Gene Ontology annotation, cellular component: DNA replication factor C complex; nucleus. NCBI's taxonomy places the organism in Eukaryota, Metazoa, Chordata, Aves, Cuculiformes, Cuculidae. Gene Ontology annotation, molecular function: DNA binding; DNA clamp loader activity; ATP binding.